Messenger RNA from Hemicordylus capensis (graceful crag lizard), 5578 nucleotides. RefSeq names its product cadherin like and PC-esterase domain containing 1 (gene CPED1). NCBI's taxonomy places the organism in Eukaryota, Metazoa, Chordata, Lepidosauria, Squamata, Cordylidae. The record is from RefSeq and is a predicted model, not a curated record. The transcript is spliced from 24 exons. Bases 351 to 3491 code for a protein of 1046 amino acids.
GGGGUGUUGUGUGCCUGUGUGCGAGAUGAGCUGGAGUCAUGAGGCUGGGCUGUUCUGAGUGGUUUUAAUCAGCAACCCGUUAGAGGAGAAUGGAAAACGUCUGACAGGAAUAAGAACUGAGUCAGGCACUGCUUUUUGAAGGGCUGUUUGUCUUUCCUGCUCUUGAGACCUAUGAUUUCUUGCCAGCUGAUGCCAUGGGGAAGCUCAGGCCCAGCAAUGAUGGAGGAGAGAACUUAAAUUAUCUGCGGCAAAACACAACUUUGUCCCUGUUUUUCAUGCUCAUAAAAAGUAACCGCAGGGACUACUCCUGUGAAGUGGAAAUGGGACUAAAUUAGAACGGCGUGGAGGCUAUGGCUUGCAGGCAGAUUCUGUCUUGCCGGAGAUGCUGUCGACUUCGCCCGUUCCUUCUAGUGCUGGUGCUGGCUGCCUAUCUUUUCUACCAGACUUUGACGCCUUUAAGGACAAGAAGACACUUUUCGGCAGUUGGCAGUGGAGUGCUACCAAACAAAGUGGCUGAGGUGCAGCACAGGAGGUACAAGGAGGUUUCUGCAAGACAACCCCAUUGUUUCCUUCCUUCAAGCAAUCUGCAAGCACAGAAGGAGAUUGAGGACUACGUUUUUAAAUACUCUAGAAGCCAGACACAAGCAGUAAUACUGUACAUCCCCUCUUCCGGCAGUAAACAAGAUCUUCAGUUAUAUCGACACAUCCUUUCACAACACAGCUAUAGAGUUACAGUCCUUGAAGACAGGACAUUAAAUGGGCAUGAAAACCCACAUCCAGAUGAAUUAAGCACUUGGGACCUUUUGAUUUGUCUGUCUUCCGGCACAGCUGGCUAUGAACAUUGCUUAAAUGUAGUGGAAUCACAGCAAACAAUGUCAUUGCAGAAGGCAAAUGUCCUCCCCCAAAUACAACACCUGAUUUACAGAACAAAAGGACUAUGCCAGAUAGUGAGGACAUUUCCAGACUUGCAACUUCCACUUGCUCUGCCUGCCUGCCCAGAAUCAAGUGCUCUACUUGACCCUCUGCAAGCUGUGAAAUCACAUGACAAUAAUGGAAGGACAAGUUUUGCCCAAACAUUGUAUCAGCAAACCAAGACUUUGCAGCAACCUCAGACAGUCACUUCAGUAGAUCACAAGGAGCCCUUUAAAAUUCAAGACCUUUCCAUCAUCAUCAAAGCCUAUGUACUGGUAACAUCUUUAACACCUUUGCGGGCGUUCAUUCAUUCAUCUGGGGUUGUCUCAUUUCCACCCAGGAAAAAGCGCUUUGCAGUCAAGUUGCAAACCGUUUUUGAGACCUUCUUGAGAGCCAGCUCCCCUCAGCAGACCUUUGACGACAUGAAAGAGGCAAUAAGCAAACUCUUAUUGGUUACGGAGGUUUUCAGCGAAGCACCUUCAUCUGGACCAAAGCCCUGCCAAUGCAGUUCAUGCUUUCAGAUGCUAACCUUUGACAUUGGGUUCAGCUCUCUGCAUCCAGUUGUUCUUGAAGUCCAUGGACAUUUUGACUUUCAAGCUGAUGAAGAUACAAAUUUUCAGGACCAAAGUUUUAAACGCACUCUUCUUGAAGAUACUUUCAGAAUCCUCUUGUCAAAUCUGUCUUCAUCCUCUACUUUCUUUGAGGCUCUACAGAAUGUGUACCGAUCAGCAGGGAUUAAGGAUGAAUAUCACCAGAAGGAAUCUGAUCAUUGUCUCACUUUAGAAGAAUUAAAUCCACUGAUCAGUUUUGUAAAAGAGCUUCAGAAUCUCGGGCAAUUUGAAUUGCUUUUUCCAUCUGCUGCUCCUAAGGUCAGUUUUUUGCUGCAUGACCUUUAUCGCAUGGUGAAUCCAGAGAGAAGACUUGACUCAAUCCUGAAUGUGCAUUGGCUUCUUUCGAAUUUACUUGAACAGUUGCAAGUCAUUAAUAAAGUCGCUCACACUAAUCUUCCAGGAUGGCGAAACAAGGAUUCCAGAAACGUAUCUCGGAUAAAAGCCAGAUGGUCAAACCUUAGGACAUCUUACUCAGCUAAACAACAUACUAAAGUUAGAGCUUCUACAACUGCAGAAAAACAUGAAGGACUGCAUUUAUUAAAUCAGGCUAAAGAAAUACCCUGCAGUCAUGAUAAAGAUACCCUGCUUCAUGUCAGGCAGAUCUUCACCAGUCCAGAUUUGGGCUUACAUCCUGAAUUUGACCCAAAGAUCAAAGAAUACUACACUGAAGUCCCAUUUGAUGUGGUGACAGUGCAGAUUAGAGCAGAGCCAAUGAACUGCCAAUGUGAAGUUCACCUGGAUGAGAAGAAAGGACCAAGUGCUGCAAAUUACCCUCUUGGACUAGGGAUAAACAGAAUUAAUAUUCUUAUAACAGAUGAAUCGCAAUCACUCCAUGAGAUUUUGAGUAUCUACAAAAUCAUCAUUUAUCGAGAAGACCGCCCCAACAUGCUGUUAUUUGAUGACUUCAUGGUGUGUGGUUUUGUGCAGGAUUGUGGUUCUCUCAUUCAUCCAGAGGAAUCCUGUGGGUUGCAGCCUCUCUCUGCUGAAUACCUGUCAACCAUUUCAAAACCACAGCUGAGAACAUGUGAAAUGGGAGACACAAAAGGACAAUGGAUUGUUCCUUGUCUUAGUUGUUCUGACAACCGAACCUGUGACUGGAGACAAAUAACAUGGCAGCCAGCCAAUUGCCAAUAUCCUAUCCUGAAGAAAACAGAACUCCAACAAUGUGUAAAAAACAAAAAGAUUCUUUUCAUUGGUGAUUCAACUAACAGAGGAAUGAUGUACUACCUGAUAGAACGAGUGAACGACACCCUCCAAGAGUGGCAAAAGGCUCAUGACAUGAAGUUUUAUCAUAAUGUAAACAAUAGGAAAACUUUUAUUAGUUACUCGUAUUACCCUCAGUUUUGGAUCAAUAUAAACCAAAGACCAACAUUUGAAGAAGCACUAGAACUGCUGCUCCUCAGAUCACAACCACUUGAGAACACAGGCCAGACUAUAUUAGUUGUUGGUGGAGUUCAGUGGCUUAAUUUUCAUCACUUGCAUAUUAUUCACAAUGUGCUUAAGCGAGCAAAUCUCUCAAAUAUCCUGGUAGUGAUAAAAUCCCUAGGCAUGGGCUUUCAUUUGCCAGUAGAUGGAGUGCAUUCUUUGUCACCGGCAGAAGUGCAGAAUUUGUGGAAUGAAAAUCAGGCUAUUUUGAACACUGCAAAACAAUAUGGCUAUGAAGUGGUUGACACUUUCAUUAUUACUAUGGGACGGUACAAGGAAUUUUUGCAAGGGAAGUGUGGAUGUCAUUUUCAUGAGGUGGUGAAAUCCAAAACGUCUGAAGGAAACUCUCCCAUGACAAUGACGUUAUCGAGGCCCUAUGCUCUGGGCAAAUACUUCAACAACCAAAGCAACCUAAUGCAACUGCAAGCCUAUCUAUCAAAUCCUCAAUCCCCUUAUCAUGUGAGAGGUCCAAUAAACCAAGUUUAUUCAGAAAUCCUCCUCAGCAGGAUCUGUGCAAAUGACAGGAAGGCUGUUGGAACGUAGCUCCAUUUGGCUGAAAUGUAGAGCUCCAGACUCCCCAUUCUCCAGUGUGGUGAUCCACAGGCCAUACCAGAUUUAUUACACACUUCUAAGUGGCUAAGCAUACCAGCAUAACUCAAGACAUGUGGCAGUUUCCGCAAUGCCUUAUAAAAUCAAGCUGUGUCCCCAUAUAUCUGUGGUUUCGGAACAGGAGACAAGAGAAGCAAGAAAAGAAGCCAGGGGGGAAGUUACUUGAAAUAUUGCCAGACAUUAAUACAGUUGUAAGCUAAGCAAAUGUACAUUAUAUGAUAGGAAAGAAAUGGCUAUAUAUAUACUUGAUAUAUGUUGUAGAUACUGCUCAAGUAUAGGUACAGAUUAUGAUGAUAUAUCAUCAGUAAAGAAAAAUCUCAUUCCAUUUUAAAGAGCUUUAUGACAUCACAAAAUAGCAAUAUAAGAACAUGCACUUGGAAGCAAGCAUCACAUUCUUGUCGAUAGCACCAGAUUUGUACUUCUAACAUUUGCACUUAGGAAAUGACAGCAUCCGAUCCCCCUCCACUUCAGUUAACGUGUUGCUUCCUACCUCUUUGUCCUUUGGUGUUCCUGCAGAGCACUUUGUACUUUUAUUGAACAUAAAUGACAUGCUUCCUAAACUAAGCAAUUCCAUUAUGUCUGCACCCCUACUUGUUUUAUUGGGCAGUAAAAAAAAAAAAAAUGAAAAAGGAGAAAGAACAUCUUGGCACAUUUUGAAUUGUAGAGUUGGUGGUUUGCCUAAAACCACUUAGUGAGUUCAUCAUGAUUAAUAUAUUAUUUGAACUGGGAACUUCAUGGCUCACAUUCUUAGCCACUAUGCUGCAUUGGUUAUUGGUUUUAUUUCUGAAUGUAGCUUCAUAUGCCAUGCCAAGUCACCCCCAAAGGUCAGGAUCAGCAUAGUGGAUGCUAUAGAAGCCCAGAUGCCAUGUGCAGAACUCAUGGAUUGACACUUACGAUUCCAGCCACAAUUUGGCAGCUAUACAGAUUCAGUGUAGAAUUUCUCAUAGAUUUUUUAAAAUCUCCAGCUGGUGGUAGUUCUCCUCUCAACUACCAACAAUCUUACCCAUAAAAAGUGUACAUUUUUCUCAUUUACCUGUGAUGGCCUCAAAAUCUGCACACAUGCCUUCCCCUAGCACAAUCCAUCUGCAUUCUAGAACAGAAUAUGACAUUGUGUUUCUCACUGAAUAGAGAGUUUUAAUGGCUUUACAAAAAAUGAUGUUUAGCUCAGAAAUAAUGCAUGCAUCUACUCCACACAUGAAAGAUGCUGCAGUGCCAAAGAUAUGCUUGAAAUGAAAGCAGACCUGCUUUACAAAACAGUCUUAAAAUCAUCUUUUUAUAUGCCUUUAUAUUUCUGCAUUUUAAUUCUGAUUGUGUUUAAAGUAUGUUUCUCUUGUAUUUUAUUUUGUUUUCCACAUGCUGGAUUUCCUUGGAAUCGAAGCAGAAACUUAAGAGGGUUUCAUGUGUAAAUAUGUUUAUACUGAAAGUAAUGUUAAUGUUGGACUGUUACUAAAAACCAGGAUGAUUUCUGGUCAUGUUUAUUUAGUUCAUGCUGGCAAAUGUGCAAUGUGGUUUCUUCAUAUUCACCAUUAGAUGGUUUUCCUAUGCUGUAGUUCAUUGUGUUUAAUAUUUCUCAGAUGUUGCAAUUUUGAAAGCAACCCUUCGAUGUUAUAUUUUUCUACAUAUAUUUUUAUAUAAAGUUAUCAAUGUCACAUGCAAAUUGAACUAUAUUUGAACUAUAUAUUUGAUAUGAUAUGGACCAGGGAUUUCUAUGGGUAGUAUUUAAUCCAUAGAUAGGUAAUAGUAAGAGUAAACACAGAAAAAUGAAAUAGCUCGUCAAUUUCUAUAGUAAACCAUUCCUUUAGAUAACAUUUUUCGUUAUUUCACAUAAGUUGCUUCUACACUCAUUUCUCUCUCUGGAAUUGCCAUCUUCUGUUCGCUUUCUUUUCAUGGACAACCCAGAUGAUGAUGUCACAUUGAUUCAGUCCAAUGUUUUCUGUGUUGUUCUCAUGUGAUUUUUGAGACCUGAUUUGUAGACUUUUGUUUUUAUUACAAUGAGACACAAUGAACCUAUUCACAUGCUA